Eimeria tenella is the source of this 261-nucleotide messenger RNA. RefSeq lists its product as uncharacterized. The transcript has a single exon. The record is from RefSeq and is a predicted model, not a curated record. Lineage: Eukaryota; Apicomplexa; Conoidasida; Eucoccidiorida; Eimeriidae. The coding region runs from base 1 to 261 and encodes 86 amino acids.
AUGCUGCAGCAGCAGCGCAACAAGGAGCAGCAGAUGCUGCAGCAGCAGCAGCUGACCAACAGUGCCGUCGAAAACCCCAAAGAAAGCAGCAUCAUUGCGGCCGGGAAUCAGCGCAGGGCAAACAGUAAAGCGAUCUUCUUGGUGCUUCCGCCCCCCUGCAGCAGCAGCAGCAGCAAGUGUGCAGCAGCAGCAGCAGAGUGUGCAGCAGCAGCAGCAAAGGCGCUCCCGGCACGGCUGCAGCAGCGGGGAAAGCAGCAGUAG